AUGUUUCAAAGGCUAGGGUUGUUCGCGGUGAAUCAACGCACACGAUGUGGCUCGGUAAUCUCUGUCUGCAUACUUCGGGCUUGUUCGGCAGACGACGGCGCGGCACGAGCUGCGCGCGGGCGGGAGGCGGCCGAUGGAUAUAUCAGUGCGGGCGCCGCGGCUCGCUCACCCCUCAACGAGAUGGCGCUGAUCAGCGACUGA
Messenger RNA from Arctia plantaginis, 201 nucleotides. Lineage: Eukaryota; Metazoa; Arthropoda; Insecta; Lepidoptera; Erebidae. The record is from the annotation of a GenBank genome assembly.